AAACCUCCUAGUGCCGAUUGCAUCCCCCGCAUAAUUACCCAAGCUCUCCUGCAAGCCGUCCUCCUUAAUCAGCCCUUGAAACCGAGCCAUGGCCACUCCUGUCUCUCCGGCGGUCCCUCUUCUGCCUUGCAGAAACAGCGCCGAUUGUGGCUCGCUCGUCACCGCCAACCAACCUGUAUGGAACUGUGUCGCCGAUAAUGCCAACCCCAUUCCGGGCUAUACUGGAAAGUGUGUUGCCGCAGGCCAGUCCCUUCCCACCGCAACGACCUCGGCAACAUCGAGCACCAGCACCUCAACCGACGGCUCUGAUGCCGCCAUCAACUGGCCACUGUAUGGCGGCAUCGCCGGCGGCUGCGUGGUCCUGAUCGCCGUCAUUGUCAUUGUGUUGGUCUGCCUUCGUCGCCGGCGAAGAUCAAAGUCCAAGUCUGCUCAGAAGGUCACCGAUCUCACUGCCGAGGGCGGCUCCGGCACCCGCGACCUUCCGCCGCCCGUGUCCUUCAAGGACCUGGAAAUCGACCUGGAUUUAAAGUUUGAUCUGCCGCCUCACAACGAGCCUGUCCCGCUCGCCAUCCGCAAGAUCAACGACUCGAGCGCAAAGACCAUUGCCCGCUCCGACUCGGCCUCGACCAAGAGAAGUGUCCGCUUUGCCGAUUCGGAACCGGGUGCAACUUCCCCCCAGCUUGCAGCGAACUCGCCUUCUCAUGAUCAUUCCAAGGACCAACGCAGCCCCCUUGCCGGCUCUGGCCGUCCAAACCCGAGCAGCGCCAGCAGUACCCCGCGCGUCCCAGAACCUCCCUCGUAUCUGCCGGAAGCACCCAGGCCCGUCGCUCCGACCUCGCCUGCUCCAGAGCAUGCCAUCUCGACUUCACCUUCGCGUGUUCCUGCCGUUGCUCCACUGGUCGAAUCCCCUGUCCAACCGUCCGUAGCUGUCGCUGCGGCUUCCGCUUCUACUGCCCGCGUCCCAGUCACGGCAACACAGUCCCCUGCCAUCGCCCCUCAGCUGGAUCAGCACCAAGUCCAAUCCCGUGAGCCUGCCCCGCAAAGUGUUUCCGUGCCAGAGAUCCAGCCCAUCCAGCCCAUCGCCUCGCAGCCGGCCGCCGCUCCCAGAGCCCAUGAUCAGAUCACUGUUGAUCCUCAGGCCAAUGCGGCUUUGGAGGAGCCGCAGCCCUUCUCUGGCGAGGGCACUCCCAUCUCUGCACAGACCUAUAGCCCGCGCUCCCAGUACUAUCAAGCCCAGUACCCCCAGGGACAGUACCCCCAGUACCAGUACCCCCAGUACCAGUAUCCCCAAGGACAGUAUCCCCAGGGACAGCUCCAGCAAGGCUCGCCCUACCAGCCGAACCUCCCGUCCCCGUACCAGCCCAUCAACCCCGAACCAUACCUCCCUGCCGGAUUGCCUCCCCGACACAUGAUCAAUGCCCCCCAGCGCCGCGAAUCCUACAUGAGCACUGGCAGCCACAGCCACGUUCUGGAUAGCGACUACAUUGACUCUCCUCGCCCAGAAGACUCCCCCGCUAGCGGCGAGGUGUCCGGCACACACAUGCGCUUCUUUGAAAUGGCGCACCAAUAUCGCCAAAUGCAGCAGCAGCAGCAGCAAACCACCCAGUCGACCCAGCGAUUCUCGCGCACCUUUGGCGAGUCGCCCCUGGGUCAGUCCCUGAAGCACUCCGACAGCACCCACAGUCUCCUGGACAACUCGCGCCCUGGUUCCCGCCACAGCUACGUCCCCUCCGAUGCCAACCCGCUCGGCCUGCCCACCGAUACGCCCGGCACAUACUAUCUUGAUCCGGCGACCCGCCAGCUGUACUUUGUCCCGAACCCGCUUCCUUACGGCUCGUAUCCGUCGCCGUAUCCAUCCUCGGUCGCCUCGGGCUCGUCCGUCAGCGUCAACUAUGCCGGACACAGCAGCCCUCGCACCAAGCCCCUCCCUUCCGACAUUUCUGAGCAUCGGCUCAGCGUUGCUGAGAGCGCCGGCUUCAAGACUCGCCCUGGGCAGUAAGCAAGCUGCUC
Polychytrium aggregatum is the source of this 2010-nucleotide messenger RNA. RefSeq lists its product as uncharacterized. The coding region runs from base 89 to 1999 and encodes 636 amino acids. Lineage: Eukaryota; Fungi; Chytridiomycota; Chytridiomycetes; Polychytriales. The transcript is spliced from 3 exons. The record is from RefSeq and is a predicted model, not a curated record.